Molecule: messenger RNA, 6048 nt
Organism: Bactrocera dorsalis (oriental fruit fly)
Lineage: Eukaryota; Metazoa; Arthropoda; Insecta; Diptera; Tephritidae
Exons: 9
Coding region: 1006-3618 (870 amino acids)
Molecular function (GO): protein binding
Source: RefSeq, a predicted model, not a curated record
AAGUUAGUUUAAUGCGAGAUUUCAAGCGCUUAAGUUUAUCCGUUUUUCGGCCGUAACAAAAUUAAGUUAUAUUUUGUAUAAAACAAAUAAAUAUAAUUUUAAAUAUGUUUACCAAAAUAUAUAAAUAAAUAAAUAAAAUAAGUUUUACUCUGAUCUACUCUGAGAGUUUUGAUACUAAAACAGUAAAAACCAAGAAUAUUGCAGUAAAAGUAAAUAUUGCGAAUUUAGGAGAACCUCUGCCAACUAAAAAUAAUAAGUUUUAUUUAAUUAACAAAAGAAAAUAAUGCAUUCUUGCUUAAAAAUGUACGACGGUAGCAUAAAUUAAAACAUACUGAGCAAUGCACGAUUUCAAAGCUAAUCAAUAAAAUUUGCGAAACCUGCAGGCUAAUAACCUUUACCGGUGAUUAAAAGGUAUAUGAAAAAUACUAAAUAUUGGAAGUCCAAUAUAUAAUUCCUCACUCAAUUAAAUUAACACAGUUAAGCAUUUUCUUAUAAAAAGGUAGUAUACAACUUAAAUAUGUGUGAAAAAAAAGGAAAGCAAAAAUAAAUUUCGUUCAUUGAUUUUCGUAUUCAAAUUGCAAAAACGUGCAAACUGGGUAAUAAAAAUUAAUUUAUGUUUUCUUUUGCGUGGCAAAUGCUAAAAAAAUUGUGCUGCAAAAAUUUAAUCUAAGCUGUGAACUGAGUUCAACUGUUUAAUUUUUUUCCGUUGACGGUAAUAAAAAAAAUCAUUUCGAGAAUUUUAAAUCGGGAAGCAUAAAGGACGUAAAAGAUUCAAGUCCAGACGCUGAACCCAAUUUCCGAGGGUUUUCAAUAAUAAAUCUGCCGAUAUUGCUGCAAUUGCCAAACUUGGUUUUCAGUAAAGUUGUCAUUGAGCGGUAGCGAUUUCCAUUCACAGUAACGUGCCGGUCUUGAUCAUCACUUAAGUCUUAAGAAGUACGUCCAAUUGACGCCGCCGGCCCAUAAACUGCACCAGACAGUAAUUUUUUCGGGAAGCAAUGGUGACUCAUGGAGUACGAGUGGAUUGCUGCUUCAAAUCUUUUCAUCUACAUUCUCCAUACGAGACUGCAAGCCCUAAGAAACCAACACUCACGCCAAACAAAAAUGUGUAACAGCAGACGAAACAGCCGUCUCAGGUUCAAUAGCCUUGCCAUUUUAAUUUGCUUGAUGUGCAGUGGCCUUGUCUCCACAAAUGCCGCUUUGAACUACUACCACAUACUGCCAAUGGUAACCGUAGGAAAUGGAGGAGACCAUUCGUCAGUGUUAAGACUAAAGCGCGAUCUCUCCGCCAAACAGAUACUACAGGAGCAAACAAAAGAGAUCAGCUCUACAGUGGAGCUGGUACCACCCGUGGUCGACCAUCCUCAAGGUCAGUGUUUGCUGGACGGUGUGCUUGUGAUGGAAACGAAUGUAACAUGCGAAAAGCAAGUGGGCUGUCGAGCCAUACAGAAGACAGGACAGUGUUGUCCUGAUUACAAAUGCGAUUGUCAAAAAGAUGGUAGAAUUUAUUUGAAUGGUGAUAAAUUAGUAGAUCCGGAAACACCAUGUACGGUGUGCUAUUGUCAAGGUGGUGAAAUACUAUGCAGUUCUGUGACCUGUUUUCAUCGUGAUGAUUGCAAGCCAAAGUACAUACCCGGCCGCUGCUGUCCGGAAUAUGACAAUUGUCCUGUUUCCAUUUUCGAUCCAAGUCAUAACGGAAACCAAUCGCACAAUCCAUCAUACGAAACUAAAGAAACAGUACCUCAAAAUCCGAAAAUCACUAUUAAAGAGAUCACCAAACCGAUUGAGAUACGCAUUACCGAUGAUAACAAAGCAAUACCAAUUCACCAAAUUUUCAAACCUCAAACUACAGCAAUUACUAGAGUAACAACGACAGAAUCAACAGCAAUAACUGAUGACAGCGCUGUAACGCAACUGACUACUUCAACGCCGACGGCAAGUGUACCCGCCUUAUCAUCAAAUACACCAAUAAUAACAAUUGACUUGGAAGACAGUAUCAACAAUGAAAAUUCAUCAACGGUAAUUAUAACCGAUUCCAAUGUCAAAAACGACAGCAACUCAAGCUUUGGCAUAGACAACAACCGCCAAAGUAUAAUUCCACUGAACGGGGGCAUUAAUACCGGCGAGAGCUUAAAGCUUAGCGCUUCGGUCGCUUACCCAAGUACAGAGCACAAUUCUGUUAAGAUAGAUAUACCACAAAAUGAUGCAAGCGCUGAAAAUAGUAAAAACGAUAGUGGUGCAGUUUCAGAGGUAAUGAUACGGCUUGAUGAAGACAAUAGUGCGGUUCCCGAAUUCGGAGCACAAGAACUACAACACGAUGCAUUUUUUAAUGAUUCAACGAAAAUAAAUAUCAAGCGUGAAAAUUUACCAACAACAGAACGAUCAACAUCAGCAGAGCCCAUAGAUGAAUAUGCUUCCCUAGAGUUUUCGGUCGGUAACGGUGGUGGACAAAGCGGUGGUUUGCAGUCACAGGGUAGUUUUGAUUUGGAACCAGAAACAGCGGGCAGUGAUAAUGUUUAUCACAUUAUCUUAACCACAUCUGGACCACGCAUAGAUGGAAGCACUGACGGUUUUGUCAGUUUUAAGACAAAGGAAGAUUUUCAACGCCCAUCCUUUAAGAUACAAGCUUCAAGUUCAAAUCCUCAAGUCGCCGUAGUACUACCCCCACCACAACUUUCAAAUUUCACUAAUUCACCAAUGAAUAUGAAAAGUACGACCCAAGUAUUAGCUACUGAUUCGAAUUCUUCCUCACAUAACAUAUUCACAAGCACAGAGGAGGCCGUAUUAUCUUCUAUAUAUACAGAAUCUCCAAAACAAUCUGCGGAAAACGGUCAUCAUGUAGAAGAGGAAGAACCUGCUUUACCAGUAGAAUCAAAUCCCGCAUAUCCUUCACUACCCGAAGAUGAUUUUAGUUUGAGAGAUGUAAAUUUUCCGAUAAAUGAAGCCGAUGAUGCAGUGGAGGCAGACGUUAAAGAAGAACAGCGUAGUAUCCCAUUUGUUGUGUUUAGGUCACACAAACACGUGGAAGAAGGUAGUGGUAAUGGUGUUGAAUUUAUGGAAGUUUCAUCUACGGCAACUUAUGAAGCAUGCGUAGACUGUGCUACUGAAAACUUAUCAAAACUUUCAGCCAAGGUGGCUCUUCUUAUGAAUUCAGCUGAAGACCUAUCUGCUGAAACAUCUAUUUCUAAUAAUAGCGACUUUAUAUCUGAUCGUUUCUCACGUCUCGCAAUCAAUGCAACAAACUCUGAUUCCAACGAAUCAAUUGAAAUGCAAUUGUCUAGUGAAUUGGGUAGCGGUGAUUCAAGGGAAGUCGAGAAGAAGCUUGAAAAAAGACGUGAAUCAACUACACCUCGCCCAAGACCAAGCUCAGCAAUGGAUAUAGAUAUUGAUGAGCUGAGUGGAAACCCUUCCGGUGAUGGCAAAAGUGAUCCCAGAGAUGAUCCCAAGCUUGAUGCAGAGAGUAUAAAGGCAGACGAGGAUUUAGAGGAUGGCAUAGUAAAACAGGAGACGGGUUUAAAAGAAGAUGUGUUAACAGUAAAUGCUAAACCAAAAGAAGAGCGAGCAGUCGAGGAAUCUGAAACUGGCAGAAUACAACAAUUGAUACAGGAUCGUCUAAAUUAAUUAAGCUUAUUAAAGUAAUAGUUAAAAAAAAGGAAAAAAUAUUAUAUAGAUAAAUAUAAGAAUAAGAGAGAGGAAAUAUGUAUGUACAUAAGUAUGUUAAAAUUAAAUAUUUUCAAAAAAUAUUAUAGAGAUUCAUUAGUACUUUAUACUUGAACAGAUGUCGAAGAAGAACUGAAUUAUGCGUCAUUUGUUAAAACUUUCAAUUUCAGUAGAGUGUGUAUCAAUAAUGAUAAUUUCAUUUAUUGUUUACAAUUGAACAAGUUUUCUACAAAUGAUCAAGUGUCUCCAUGACUGCAUGAUGAAAUCUUGGUUUUAAGUCUUAGCAAAGUUUGAGACACCCAUUUUUAUUUAUUUUAAUUUAUUAAUUAGUAUAUUUAAGCCUCAAACGUAAAUUCUAUCCAUUCUAUGAUGGCCUUAUGGUAUUGUUCUCUCAGAUAUAAAUCUGAUAAUAUCAUGCAGAAGCUUUGCUCUCCAUUUUUUUAAUUUCAUUCACAUUAAUAAGUACACAAUUCAAAAAAUAUGUACAUAUAAUAGAUAUAUUAGGUAUAUUAUACUAUCCAUUUUAUGUUCACCAACAGAUGUGAGCAAUUCAAAAAGAUAAAAAAUAAUGUUUUAGUGUCAGAUAGUUAUUAUGCUCAAGUUUGGAGAAAUAUAUGUGAACAAAGUUUUUUGAUAUUUCCUGUAAAAAAAUUUUCAUCAGUCUUCUUAAAAUAAUAAAAUAAAUUUUUAAACAAUUAAAGCAAGGAUUUGUUCGCUAUCAUAAGUCAUCAAAGCAUUUGUGACCAUUUAAGUUACUGUUAUAUUGCAAAAUGCUCUUUAUAAAAAGUUUUAACUAAUUUUUUAUUUAUAUAUUUCUCUUGUUUUACGACCUGUUGAAAAUAUUAAUCCGAAUGUAUGUAUGAUAAAUAUAAGAAUAAGAGAGAGCUCUAAGCACCAUUGUAUCCCAAAUCUUCACCCGUAUGUACUAAAAAAGCACAAUGAUUACGUGAUUUGUGUGAAGUGUUUUUAGGUAAUCUUAUUUCACACUAAAGCAUAUUAUUAUUGAAUGAAGCAGAAUCUUGAGGUAGAUGAGUUAAAGUGAAUAGAAACUAUAAUAUUUAACAACAAAUUUUGAAACAUUUAUCUUAAAAUAUAUGUACAUGUAUGUACACUUUAAAUUUAGAGCGUAGUUUUAAGGCUAUCAAAACCAUAUCCAAUACGCAGAACGAAUGAUCAAUACAACGAAAAUGCAAUAAAAGCUGGGCUCUUAAAUGCAAUAUCUCAGAUUUAUUAGGAAAAUAAACAAAUAGUUAAAAGUGAGAAAUUUAAAUAUAUUGUUUGCGUUAGAAUAAAUCGAAAUCUAAACAUGAAAAUUAGAGUUGACAGUAAUUUAGUAAGAAAAUUAUAAAAAAUCACGAUUCAGUAAUAAAAAGCCGUAAAAUUAUAGCACGUAAUUUAUUUUGAAUAGCUAACCAAUAUUAUUGCCUUGGCAAACCUAAAACCCAAUUCAAAGUGGUAUUAGUUCCUGCACUUAUUAAAUAGUUAAAGUGAAAAAAAUUAUAAUAUUAGCAGUAUAAACAAAUAGUUGAUAUUUUAGGGUUUAAGUAUCCACAAAUCAAGUAAGAAAAUUGUUUGUGUACAAAUGUUCAUACAUAUAGAACGUUUUUUAAAAUAACUUCAAUAUAUGAAAUAGGAAGUUAUAUGACGUACAUAUAUAUGUAUGUACAAAAAUAUGUAUUAUGUGGUUGCGAACUGUAAUUUUCAGGGUGAAAUUCCCAGAAGACAAUGAGACCAUCUAACAUAGGUAAUUGUUAUUACUUUUCCGUGUAGUAAUAAUUGUUGCUAUCAAUUACAUACAUAUGCAUAUAUUUAAGUCACUGAACGUACAUACAUAUCUACAUAUAUUCUUUGAAAUUAAUAAGGAAUAACCAUUUUGAAUUAAAGAAACUUUUUUAUUUGUAGUCCCUUUAAAUAUAAAAGGCUUUUAUGAUAGACUGAAAUCUAUUUAAUCCUAUCAAUUUGUUUUAAAGUACUUUAACAUCUACAUAAAUAAGGUUUGCUUAAAAUUAUUAUUUGGCAGUUUAUAAUAGUUUCAAAUAUUUGCAUGUAAAAUAUUUUUAUUUCUUUUAUUUUCUUACAUAAAAUACGACAAAAUUAUGGAAAAUAAAGAAUUAUUUAUUAAAUUAAUAUUUACAUAAUUUAGAUAAACUUAAAUUACAUGCAUAAAUGUUACACCCUCAAACAAUUCGAGCUUCGUAAAAGAUAUACAUACAUAUUUAUAUAUAUGUAUAUUAUAUGCUUUGAAAUUAUAUAUGGAAUACAUACAUAUGUAUAUGUAUAUAUCUAUCUAUGUUUAAAUUUGUUAGCUUGAAUUAUAUAUAAACAUUUUUCAUACCCAUAUGUAAAAAAUUAGCUAAAAAUGAAUAAAGUUUGAACUAAAAUAUAAUAAUA